CACAUAAAUUGAGACAUGGGGAGUAAUAUUUCUUUCCUAAAUUUUUCGUGUGAAGUCAAAUUAAUUCAUAUAAAAUGAGACGAAAGGAGUACUGUUUAAUAGUAAUUGCAUAUGGUAGUAAAUUUGAUAGACAUGGUCCCGUGGGAGUGUGUGUUAUUUCCAUUGAAUAAUUGAGUUUGUAAUUGUUACAAGUCCAUUCUAAUUUCCAACACCUUACUUCAUUUCAAAAAUAUACUCUAUGGCUGAAGCUUUCCUUCAAAUUAUGUUAGAGAAUCUGACUUGUUUCAUCCAAGGGGAACUUGGAUUGAUUCUUGGUUUUAAGGAUGAGUUCGAAAAGCUUCAAAGCACGUUUACUACAAUCCAAGCUGUGGUACAAGAUGCUCAGUUGAAGCAAUUGAAGGACAAGGCAAUUGAAAAUUGGUUGCAGAAACUCAAUGGUGCUGCAUAUGAAGCUGAUGACAUCUUGGACGAAUGUAAAACUGAGGCACCAAUUAUACAGAAGAAGAAUAAAUAUGGGUGUUAUCAUCCAAACGUUAUCACUUUCCGUCACAAGAUUGGGAAAAGGAUGAAAAAGAUUAUGGAGAAACUAGAUGCAAUUGCAGCGGAACGAAUUAAGUUUCAUUUGGAUGAAAGGACUAUAGAGAGACAAGUUGCUACACGCCAAACAGGUUUUGUUUUAAAUGAACCACAAGUUUAUGGAAGAGACAAAGAUAAGGAUGAGAUAGUGAAAAUCCUGAUAAACAAUGCCCAAACACUUUCAGUCCUCCCAAUACUUGGUAUGGGGGGAUUAGGAAAGACGACCCUUGCCCAAAUGGUCUUCAAUGAUCAGAGAGUAAUUGAACAUUUCCAUCCCAAAAUAUGGAUUUGUGUCUCGGAAGAUUUUAAUGAAAAGAGGUUGAUAAAGGAAAUUGUAGAAUCUAUUGAAGAAAAGUCACUUGGUGACAUGGACUUGGCUCCACUUCAAAAGAAGCUUCAGGACUUGCUGAAUGGAAAAAAAUAUUUGCUUGUCUUAGAUGAUGUUUGGAAUGAAGAUCAAGAUAAGUGGGCUAAGUUAAGACAAGUCUUGAAGGCUGGAGCAAGUGGUGCUUAUGUUCUAACCACUACCCGUCUUGAAAAGGUUGGAUCAAUCAUGGGGACAUUGCAACCAUAUGAAUUGUCAAAUUUGUCUCAAGAAGAUUGUUGGUUGUUGUUCAUGCAACGUGCAUUUGGGCACCAAGAAGAAAUGAAUCUUAAUCUAGUGGCUAUCGGAAAGGUGAUUGUGAAAAAAUGUGGUGGUGUGCCUCUAGCAGCUAAAACUCUUGGAGGUAUUUUGCGCUUCAAGAGAGAAGAAAGACAGUGGGAACAUGUGAGAGAUAGUUAGAUUUGGAAUUUACCUCAAGAUGAAAGUUCUAUUUUGCCUGCCCUGAGACUUAGUUACCAUCACCUUCCACUUGAUUUGAGACAAUGCUUUUCAUAUUGUGCAGUAUUCCCAAAGGAUACCAAAAUGGAAAAGGAAAAUCUAAUCUCUCUCUGGAUGGCACAUAGUUUUCUUUUAUCAAAAGGAAACUUGGAGCUAGAGGAUGUAGGUAAUGAAGUAUGGAAUGAAUUAUACUUGAGGUCUUUUUUCCAAGAGAUUGAAGUUAAAUAUGAUCAAACUUAUUUCAAGAUGCAUGAUCUCAUUCAUGAUUUGGCAACAUCUCUAUUUUCAGCAAGCACAUCAAGCAGCAAUAUCCGAGAAAUAAAUGUAGAAGGUUACCUACAUAUGAUGUCGAUUGGUUUCGCAAAAGUGGUGUCUUCUUACUCUCCUCCUCACUUGCAAAAGUUUGUCUCAUUGAGGGUUCUUAAUCUAAGUUCCAUGGGACUUAAGCAGUUACCGUCCUCCAUUGGAGAUCUAGUACAUUUAAGAUACUUGAACCUCUCCAAUAACAUGCGUACUCUUCCAAAGCAGUUAUGCAAGCUUCAAAAUCUGCAGACUCUUAAUGUAGAGUAUUGCUGGUCACUUUGUUGUUUGCCAAAAGAAACAAGUAAACUUGGUAGUCUCCGAAAUCUCUUACUUGAUGGUUGCGAUGGAUUGGAUUCUAUGCCACCAAGGAUAGGAUCUUUGACAUGCCUUAAGACUCUAAGUUUCUUUGUUAUUGGCGAGAGAAAAGAUUCUCUACUUGGUGAAUUACGAAACCUGAAUUUGUAUGGGUCAAUUGAAAUCACGCAUCUUGAGAGAGUGAAGAAUGAUAGGGAUGCAAAAGAAGCCAAUUUAUCUGCAAAAGAAAAUCUGCAUUCUUUAAGCAUGACUUGGAAAGGACGGCAUAGAUAUGAAUCAGAAGAAGUUGAAGUGCUUGAAGCCCUCAAACCACACUCCAAUGUGACUGGUUUAACAAUCACUGGCUUCAGAGGAUUCCGUCUUCCAAAGUGGAUGAAUCACUCAGUUUUGAAAAAUGUUGUCUCUAUUGCAAUUAGAGGUUGUGAAAACUGCUCAUGCUUACCACCGUUUGGUGAUCUGCCUUGUCUUGAAAGUCUAGAGUUAGGAGAUGGGUCUGCGGAACUGGAGUAUGUUGAAGAUUCUGGAUUCCCUACAAGAAGAAGGUUUCCAUCUCUGAGAAAACUUAUUAUAGUCAAUUUCGAUAAUCUGAAAGGAUUGCUGAAAGAGGCAGGAGAAGAGCAAUUCCCCGUGCUUGAAGAGAUGACAAUUAGCUGGUGUCCUGUGCUUGUUAUUCCGACCCUUUCUUCUGUCAAGAAAUUGGUAGUUAAUCGGAACAUGUCAGAUGCAAUAGGUUUGAGGUCCAUAUAUAAUCUUAGGGCUCUUACUUCCCUCAACAUUAGCCAUAACUUGACAGCUACUUCGCUCCCAGAAGAGAUGUUCAAAAGCCUUGCAAAUCUCAAAUACUUGGAAAUCUCUUUCAUCUUCAAUCUCAAAGAGCUGCCAAACAGCCUGGCUAGUCUCAAUGCUUUGAAGCAUCUGAAAAUUGAAUAUUGUGACGCACUCGAGAGUCUCCCCGAGGAAGGGGUGAAAGGUUUAACUUCACUCACAGAAUUAUCCAUAACAAAUUGUAAGAGGCUAAAAUGUUUACCGGAGGGAUUGCAGCACCUAACAAAUUUAUCAGUUAGGGAAUGUCCAACACUGGCCAAGCGGUGUGAGAAGGGAAUAGGACAAGACUGGUACAAAAUUGCUCACAUUCCUCAUCUGCUUAUUACUAAUGAGAUAUUCACAACAAUUCCACCAAUCUACCCUCCCUCCACAUACAUGGCUGAAGCUUUCCUUCAAAUUUUGUUGAAAAAUUUGACUUCUUUCAUACAAGAGGAACUUGGAUUGUUUUUUGGUUUUAAGAACGAGUUUGAAAAUCUUAAAAGCACGUUUACUACGAUCCAAGCUGUGCUUGAAGAUGCUCAGGAGAAGCAACUGAAGGACAAGCCACUAGAAAAUUGGUUGCAGAAACUCAAUAUUGCUGCAUAUGAAGUUGAUGACAUCUUGGAUGAAUGUCAAACUGAGGCAGCAAGACUCAAUCAGACUAAAUAUGGGAGUUAUCAUCCAAAGGCUAUCGCUUUCCGUUACAAGAUUGGGAAAAGGAUGAAAGAGAUAAUGGAGAGACUAGAUGCAAUUGCUGCAGAACGAAGCAAGUUUCAUUUGGAAAAAAGGACUACAGAGAGAGAAGCUGCUAGACGAGAAACAGGUUUUGUUUUAACUGAACCAGAACCUUAUGGAAGAGACAAAGAGGAAGAUGAGAUAGUGAAAAUCCUGAUAAACAAUGCCCAACAACUUUCGGUCCUCCCAAUACUUGGUAUGGGGGGGCUAGGAAAAUCGACGCUUGCCCAGAUGGUCUUCAAUGAUCAGAGAGUAACUGACCAUUUCCAUCCCAAAAUAUGGAUUUGUGUCUCAGAAGAUUUUGAUGAGAAGAAGUUGAUAAAAGCAAUUGUUGAAUCUAUCGAAGGAAACCCACUUGGUGACCACAUGGAUUUGGCUCCACUUCAAAAGAAGCUUCAGGACAGGUUGAAUGGAAAGAGAUACUUUCUCGUUUUGGAUGAUGUUUGGAAUGAAAAUCAAGAAAAGUGGGAUAAGAUAAAAGCAGUCUUAGAGGUUGGAGCACGAGGUGCUUCUGUUCUAACCACCACUCGUCUUAAAAAGGUUGGAUCAAUUAUGGGAACUUUGCAACCAUAUGAAUUGUCAAAUCUGUCUCAAGAAGAUUGUUGGUUGUUGUUCAUGAAACGUGCAUUUGAGAACCAAGAAAAAAUAAAUCCUAACCUUGUGGCUAUCGGAAAGGAGAUUGUCAAAAAAAGUGGUGGUGUGCCUCUAGCCGCCAAGACUCUUGGAGGUCUUUUGCGCUUCGUGGAUCAAGAAAGAGAAUGGGAACAUGUGAGAGAUAAUGAGAUUUGGAAUCUGCCUCAAGAUGAAAGUUCUAUUCUGCCUGCCCUGAGACUUAGUUAUCAUCAUCUUCCAGUUGAUUUGACACAAAGUUUUGCAUAUUGUGCAGUAUUCCCAAAGGACACGGUAAUGGAAAAAGGAAAUCUAAUCUCUCUCUGGAUGGCACACGGUUUUCUUUUAUCGAAAGAAAACUUGGAGCUAGAGGAUGUAGGUAAUCAAGUAAGGAAUGAAUUAUACUUGAGGUCUUUUUUCCAAGAGAUUGAAUUUAAAGAUGGUAAAACUUAUUUCAAGAUGCAUGAUCUCAUCCAUGAUUUGGCAACAUCUCUAUUUUCGGCAAGAGCAUCAAGCAACAAUAUCCGUGAAAUAAAUGUAAAACGGAACCCACAUAUGAUGUUGAUUGGUUUCGCAAAAUUGGUGUCUUCUUACUCUCCUUCUCACUUGCAAAAGUUUGUGUCGUUGAGGGUGCUUAAUCUAAGUAAUUUAAGUCUUAAGCGUUUACCGUCUUCCAUUGGAGAUCUAGUACAUUUAAGAUACUUGAACCUCUCUCUCAAUAACAUGCGUAGUCUUCCAGAGCAGUUAUGCAAGCUUCAAAAUCUGCAGACUCUUAAUCUACAGAAUUGCUGGUCACUUUGUUGUUUGCCAAAUCAAACAAGUCAACUUAGCAGUCUCAGAAAUCUUUUACUUGAUGUUUGCUUUGAAUUGGAUUCUAUGCCACCAAGGAUAGGAUCUUUGACAUGCCUUAAGACUCUAAGUAGAUUUGCAGUGGGGAGGAGGAAAAGUUGUCCACUUGGUGAAUUACGAAACCUGAAUCUGUAUGGGUCAAUUGAAAUCACGCAUCUUGAGAGAGUGAAGAAUGAUAGGGAUGCAAAAGAAGCCAAUUUAUCUGCAGAAGAAAAUCUGCAUUCUUUAAGCAUGGAAUGGAAAGGACCACAUAGAUAUGAAUCAGAAGAAGUUGAAGUGCUUGAAGCCCUCAAACCACACUCCAAUAUGACUUGUUUAACAAUCACUGGCUUCAGAGGAAUCCGUCUCCCAGAGUGGAUGAAUCACUCAGUUUUGAAAAAUGUUGUCUCUAUUGCAAUUAGAGGUUGUGAAAACUGCUCAUGCUUACCACCGUUUGGUGAUCUGCCUUGUCUAGAAAGUCUAGAGUUAUGGAGUGGGUCUGCGGAGGUGGAGUAUGUUGAAGAUUCUGGAUUCCCAACCAGAAGAAGGUUUCCAUCUCUGAGAAAACUUACUAUAGACGAUUUUGAUAAUCUGAAAGGAUUGCUGCAAUUCCCCGUGCUUGAAGAGUUGACAAUUAGGUGUUGUCCUGUGUUUGUUAUUCCGACCCUUUCUUCUGUCAAGAAAUUGGUAGUUUAUGGGGACAAGUCAGAUGCAACAGUUUUGAGGUCCAUAUAUAAUCUUAGGGCUCUUACUUCCCUCACCAUUAGCCUUAACUCCAUAGCUACUUCGCUCCCAGAAGAGAUGUUCAAAAGCCUUGCAAAUCUCAAAUACUUGGAAAUCUCUUUCUUCGACAAUCUCAAAGAGCUGCCAAACAGCCUGGCUAGUCUCAAUGCUUUGAAGCAUCUGGAGAUUAGUUGUUGUCCCAAACUGGAGAGUCUCCCCGAGGAAGGGGUGAAAGGUUUAACUUCACUCACACAGUUAUCCAUUACAUACUGUGAGAUGCUAAAACGUUUACCAGAGGGAUUGCAGCAACUAACAAGACUGGUACAAAAUUGCUCACAUUCCUCAUCUGCUGAUUACUGAUUAGAUGUAAUUUUCUCAUUUUUCUUUUGGAAACAAAUCAACUAUUUGUAACCUCUAUUUGUAUGAUACUUGAUUUUUCUUGGUUAUGUAACAAUAAAUAUUUGAAAUUUUUCAUAUUAAA
Solanum lycopersicum (tomato) is the source of this 6197-nucleotide messenger RNA. RefSeq names its product putative disease resistance protein RGA1. The record is from RefSeq and is a predicted model, not a curated record. NCBI's taxonomy places the organism in Eukaryota, Viridiplantae, Streptophyta, Magnoliopsida, Solanales, Solanaceae. Gene Ontology annotation, molecular function: ADP binding; protein binding. Gene Ontology annotation, biological process: defense response to fungus.